Triplophysa dalaica is the source of this 1916-nucleotide messenger RNA. It is a transcript of the gene mrnip, whose product is annotated as MRN complex interacting protein. The coding region runs from base 302 to 1579 and encodes 425 amino acids. Gene Ontology annotation, cellular component: nucleus. Gene Ontology annotation, molecular function: chromatin binding. Gene Ontology annotation, biological process: mitotic G2 DNA damage checkpoint signaling. The transcript is spliced from 7 exons. The record is from RefSeq and is a predicted model, not a curated record. NCBI's taxonomy places the organism in Eukaryota, Metazoa, Chordata, Actinopteri, Cypriniformes, Nemacheilidae.
UCUUUGUGGAAAUUAACCAUGUUUUAUAGAGUAUACUAUUUAGUUUUUUAGAAAAAAGGUUAGGUGUAAACAAUGGUUACAGUGUUUUUGCAAUAGUAUUAACCACGGUUUAACCGGGAAUGUCCUAUGAAACAUUUCUCCUGUAAGUCUGCAGACAGGUGUACAUGGCCCCUCCAGACCAAGUAGUCCCCGCUGCAGACUAGUGUCAUUCUCCACUACACCACCAAGAGGCGACGUGACAAAAAAACCCGGGAAGAUAGUAUACAAGUAGAGAAGAAGAUGGCGGCGGGAUCUGUUGCGGAUGUAUGAAAUCAAUUGUUUGUUUUGUCGACUGGAUUGUAAUCAUUACCCAGUAAUGGCUCAAGAAUAUCACGUACUCAGAUGUUUUUCGUGUCAAAUCUUUCAAGUUCUGCUGGUCAAAAAGAGCAAGAAAUGGGAAUGUAAAGUCUGUGGAGAGAAGCAGUCAGUUAUACAGCAGUUUGGUCGGGGCGCUGCUGCUGACUGUAGACGGCAUGUUCAGAAACUGAAUUAUCUGGGUGGAGAUCUGCUGGAGGAGAACACUGAAACAGUUUUGUCACACUGGGAGCAAGACAACGUUUUUCAAAAUGAAUGCCUUAAUGAAGAUCUGAAUUCAAAUAAAUCCGAGGUAGUGGCUACUGUUAGCUGUUGGAGUAAAUAUGUUAAUCAAACAACUGAAGGUCCAAAACAAGAAGAAGAAAAGGAAGAAGAAAAUAUUGACACAAAAAGAGACCAAUUCAGGACCCAAGGAACUAGAAAAAGACAACUAGUUUCUGAACUAAAGUUUGAUGGUGACCACUAUGGUAACUUCAAGGAUAAGGAGGCCCGGACAGGUAAUCGGUGUUUUAAGAGGUGGCCAUACCAGGAAUUACAGCUUCAUGAGAAGUUAAGUUCAUCGUGGAAUAAAGGCUGUUUUUCUAAAUAUUCCCACCAUAACAGUCCAAAAAAUGUCUCAUGGACUAGAACACAUCUCCCAUCAUCCCCUCAGGCCGUUUCCAGUUACCAUACAGCCUCAACCAGUUACAGCCACACAGUGGCAAACUGUAAUAAAGGCCAGUAUAACUCCUGUCAUAAUCAUCCAAGAGUUAAAGUAUCGAAACAUCUUCUCCAGCCCAACAAAGACCCUUCUACACCUUUGUCUAGUUGCAAGUUUUCUGAAUCAAAGCUUGAGAACAAUGCAUCCAAAUGGAAUAAAUUCCUCACUGUUGUCUCCACUCAGGAAGAGGAUAAUGUGAAUGAUCAUUUGGCUCCUUCAGCUUUGAUUGACAACACAGUGGUAUCUGAAUCAACAGAAGCAUUAACGGACAGUAAUUCAGAAGAAUACAGAUGUCCACUGGCUGGUAAGACAGACACUGGUGUUCCAGGGAAACAGAAGCCUGUUGGUGACAUUUGUGGGGAUGGAAAUUCUUCCUAUCAAAGCAACAGUCAUAUGUUAACCUCAGAACCAACUAGUUCUGAAAAUCCUCUGUGUAACCAGCCUUCACUUACCAAGAUGUUGUUUCCAGGCCUUUUUUUAAACCCCCUAUUUUCCACUGAAGAAGAUUUCGAUGACACAUUUUAAUGUGUUUGAAAAUGACUACUAAUGUUAGAAACAUUUACAUUCAAGGAUGUUUUUUCAACAGUUUAGUUUUUUCAACAGUUUAUCAUCUUGCUUUCAUUUAAGCACCCUAAUAAAUUUGACUCGUCAAACUAAUUUAAAAUGACACAUCAAAUUAAAAUGACAUGUAAAAAUAAUUCAAACACAACUAUUAUUUAAUUAGAAGCAUUUUAUUGAAGAUAGACAUUUUGGAAUACCUAGUAUUUAAUUUGUCUAAAAAUUAUGGUUAUGGGUCAAGUAAAUGUUUUUAAAUGUAAAUAUCUACUUAAAUGUCAAGUAAUAAACCUGAAAGUAAUCUGCA